Molecule: messenger RNA, 1404 nt
Organism: Microthlaspi erraticum
Lineage: Eukaryota; Viridiplantae; Streptophyta; Magnoliopsida; Brassicales; Brassicaceae
Source: the annotation of a GenBank genome assembly
AUGAGAUCAUCAGCCGGGAAGCUUCUCUCGCAUUCUCUACGGAGAAACCGCGGGAAACCUGGUUCUGCAGCAGGAGGCGAUGGAUUUCCGAUCCCGGCGGCUUCGAGGUCGUGCGAUUCUCAGAAGAUGUGGAAUUCCACGGUGCCUCCGCCAGACGAAAGCCCUGAUCAAAAUUCGAUCGACGCAGGUUCUUCAAUGAGGAAACCCGUAAGCUUGUGGCCUGGGAUGUACCAUUCUCCCGUGACCAAUGCGCUCUGGGAAGCCAGACGCAACAUGUUCGAAAACCCUACCGGAGACGACGAUUCUCAAUCGGGGGGAUUGGCCGCCAAGUCUCCGUCGCGGAGCCGGACCUCUAUUCUCUACAAGUUUUCUUCUGAUUUCGUGCUUCGCGAGCAGUACAGGAAUCCUUGGAACGAGAUUCGUACUGGUAAAUUGGUUGAAGAUCUUGACGCUCUCGCUGGAACUAUCUCCUUCAAGCAUUGCAGCAGCGGUAAUGGCAAUGCGAGAGCAAUGAUUUUGGUGACUGCUUCCGUGGAUAGGAUUAUCAUGAAAAGACCAAUUCGUGUGGAUGCUGACCUCAGUAUAGUUGGUGCUGUUACAUGGGUUGGAAGAUCAUCCAUGGAGAUGCAAUUACAAGUAAUCCAAGCUCAAGAUGCCAACAACCCCUCUGAGUCAGUCGCUCUUAAAGCAAACUUUACAUUUGUGGCUCGAGAUGCCAAGACAGGCAAGUCAACUCCGAUUAACCCUGUCACGCCAGAAUCUGAACAUGAGAAACUGCUCUGGAGAGAAGCAGAAGAGAGGAACAAACUACGGAAACAAAAGAGAGCAGAGAGUAAAGAAGAACACGAGAAGUUAAAGGACUUGGAGAGGCUAAACGAGCUAUUAGCAGAAGGACGAGUGUUUUUGGACAUGCCAGCUCUUGCGGAUCGGGACAGCAUCCUGAUCAAAGAUACUUCCCAUGAGAACUCAUUGAUCUGCCAGCCGCAGCAACGGAAUGUUCAUGGUAGAAUCUUUGGAGGCUUCUUGAUGCGUAAGGCCUUUGAGCUGGCCUUCUCCAAUGCUUACACAUUCGCUGGGGUUUCGCCACGUUUUCUUGAAGUUGACCGCGUCGAUUUUAUCAAGCCAGUGGAUGUUGGGAACUUCCUUCGUUUUAAGUCACGAGUGCUGUACACAGAAGCUACUAGUUCAGCUGAGCCGUUGAUAAACAUUGAGGUUGUAGCUCAUGUUACAAGUCCAGAGCUCAGGUCUAGCGAAGUGUCAAACAGGUUCUACUUCACAUUCAGUGUGAGACCUGAGGCGAUGAAAGAUGGAUUGAAGAUAAGGAAUGUGGUUCCAGCAACUGAAGAAGAAGCUAGAAGAGUGAUCGAGCGGAUGGAUGCAGAGAGACCCAUCUCCUUGCCUUGA